UAAAGCCCGCGCUGAAGGAGUGGCUUCAAGUCUUACGGGAUAAGGAAGGCUGCCAUGCGCUAUCUUGCUUCAAUGGCUCCUCCGCUCACCGCUCGACAUGGCUAGCUCUGUCGCCCUCUUUUCCGCUCGCUGCUUCCGCUUCUACUCCACUUCCUCCUGCAUCCCCGGACGUAGGAUCCGUGCUAUGUCUUCCAUCACCAUCAUUCCGGCGAUCAUAGUUGGCGGCGGGAGGAUUGGUAGGGCUCUCCAGGGCAUGGGAGAUGGCCGCGAUGUCCUCAUCGGUCGAGGACAGCAGGUUCCUUCCGACUUCGAUGGUCCCAUCUUCGUUUGCACCCGGAACGACGACCUCGACGCCGUGCUCGAGGGUACUCUUUCUUCUCGAUGGAGCGAUAUGGUGUUUUUCCAGAAUGGAAUGCUUGAUCCUUGGUUCGAGAGUAGAGGCCUUGGGGAUGCGAAUCAAGUUUUGGCUUAUUUUGCGGUGUCCAAGCUUGGGGAGUCUCCCACGGAUGGCAAGACUGAUACGAAUCCUGAAGGGUUGACCGCUGCUUUCGGGAAAUGGGCUUCUGCGGUGGCAGCACGGUUGCAUGGUGGCGGUCUCUCUUGCAAG
Molecule: messenger RNA, 607 nt
Organism: Phalaenopsis equestris
Lineage: Eukaryota; Viridiplantae; Streptophyta; Magnoliopsida; Asparagales; Orchidaceae
Source: RefSeq, a predicted model, not a curated record